Messenger RNA from Malassezia vespertilionis, 2049 nucleotides. RefSeq lists its product as uncharacterized. Lineage: Eukaryota; Fungi; Basidiomycota; Malasseziomycetes; Malasseziales; Malasseziaceae. Gene Ontology annotation, cellular component: nuclear pore outer ring. Bases 1 to 2049 code for a protein of 682 amino acids. The record is from RefSeq and is a predicted model, not a curated record. Gene Ontology annotation, biological process: positive regulation of DNA-templated transcription; protein import into nucleus; mRNA export from nucleus. The transcript is spliced from 2 exons. Gene Ontology annotation, molecular function: structural constituent of nuclear pore.
AUGUCGAGUGCAAUGACCGAUGCCGAGGAUGCGUCCGCACGCACAAAGUUCUAUACCCAGACAUCCACAAUUUUCAACUCGCUGCAGUCCAUUGCCGCUUCGCAGCAGUGCGGCGACGCAGUGGACGAUGGCCUGCUCGAGACAGGCCCGUCGGUGCAGACGAUGCAAUACUUUAGCAGAAUUGCUGUGUUCUACUGCGACGCGAUCCACACAUACUUUGCGGCGCUCGAGGCUGAAGAUGCAAGCGAGACACAGUACCUUGGUCAUGUCCAAGCGUUGCAUACCAUUUUUAAACUCACACAAGUCCUUUACUUCCCCGAAGAUGGCCGCGGACUCGGAGUCAUUGGCGAAGAAUUGCUGCAUUGGCUGAAUGCGCACGAUGUUGCGCCUACCACGGAGCAAGGCCAGGAGAUUGCGAAAACCUCGCCGUCGCACGAACACCCCGAAUACUGGGACUACCUUUUUCGCUGCGUCUUGCGUGGAUUCUACACUACAGCGGCUACUGUACUGCAGAGCUACAUAUCUACGAGUGAAUCACCUACACUGCGAAGCAUUGCAAGUGAAACUGCGCAAAUAUUGACAUCAUUACCGCGUUCGACAGCGUUUGCAACCGAGCAGGCGUUUUUCAGUGCGCAUCGCAACUGGCACACUUCUGUGCGUGUAUUCCUCACGCGCCUUUUGUGUAAGAUGGAUGCAGUCCAGGAAGAGCUUGCACAAGCUCCGCACGCUACAGCGAAUCCUGAGAACAUACGUCUCGAACUUGAGGCACAGUUCCGCUGCUUGCUCGAACUCCUCAUUGGCGUCCGCGACCGCAUCUUGGAGUUUUCUGAAGAUUGGCGUGAGGCAGUUUGUGCCUGGGGCACGCUCGUACAGCCCGCUUUGAAGCGCGAUGAUCUUCCGGAUGUCGUGCAGCUGGUCACGGAGAAAUUUCCGGUAGACGGCACAUUGCCCAGCGAAAUGGUGCUGGUCGCUGUGAUGCGCGGCGAUAUGAGCAAGGUAAUCAAGCUUUGCACAUCUUUUGACGAAUGGCUCGCUACCCACGUGGGCGAUUUGUGCAACAAGGCCCAGCUUUUUGAGAACGGGCCGGCUGGAGAAGAAGGGGCACCGCUGAUGGACAAGGUUCUGUUUACCUGGGCCGAUACCCUUCUGCAGGAGGAGCGUCUAUGGCGCAUGGCGCUUGAAUACAUCGCUGUGAUUGGCACUCCCGUUGCACGUACCAAGAUGCGUGAGGUGGUGUUCAGCGUCCCUUUGUUGGAAGGAAGUAGCGAUCCAGAUGCGCAAUUCAGGCGCGUGGAAGAAGUGCUUGGCGCGUGCAUUGAGUAUGGCAUGGAUGAUGAAGUGCGCAUUGUGUGUCAACGCGUAGCGCAGGGGCUCUUAGAGCGCAAGCAAUACGGUGUUGCAAUUGCAUACAGCGUUCGCGCGCGUGAUGCGCAGCUGGUGCGAACUAUUGCGAAUAGCAUGCUGCACGACUAUGUCGAGCACGGGCCGGAGCACUUUAUUCGGAGCGUCGAUACCAUCCCGCGUGUCUUGCUCGACGGCGCCGAGUCGCUCGCAAAAGAAGCUGGGUUUGGCAAGCAGGAUGCGCAUUUUGGCACGUCAAGCAUUUUCUCUGCAGAAACCUUUGCACCGCUUGUGUUCCAUGUCAAGUACCGCGACUUUCACGAACUUUACUUGAAGCAAGAGACGUGGUUGGCUGCUGCACAAGUGCUAGUGGGUCUCAUGACCAGUGACGUCACGCCAGAAUCGUUCCUCUCCGUCCUGCUGGUGGACGCGCUGCCGCUCCUACAGGCUUCUGAACUGUACUUUUCUUCCACUGAGUCGUACGAGUUGCUGCGUAUUGUGGAGAAAAUCGGCGCUUUGGAUACGUCUGCCGAGGCAUCGGACUACUACUUUUACUGGCUCGAGCAGCUGUUGCAGCACAGCGAUGCGAAUACUGAUACCAAGCAGUCGGCUAGUGCGCGCCGGACGUUAGCGCAGGAGCGCAUGCAAGUUGUACGGCUCGCCAUUGCACAGUAUCUCUCCCGCGUCUUGGUAGAGAAUAGAAUAUGA